Panonychus citri (citrus red mite) is the source of this 1981-nucleotide messenger RNA. RefSeq names its product acetylcholinesterase-like. Gene Ontology annotation, molecular function: acetylcholinesterase activity. The transcript is spliced from 3 exons. The coding region runs from base 62 to 1717 and encodes 551 amino acids. The record is from RefSeq and is a predicted model, not a curated record. Gene Ontology annotation, biological process: choline metabolic process; acetylcholine catabolic process. NCBI's taxonomy places the organism in Eukaryota, Metazoa, Arthropoda, Arachnida, Trombidiformes, Tetranychidae. Gene Ontology annotation, cellular component: plasma membrane.
UACAUUAUCAAUGGAUUAUGAUCACUCAUUGAUUAUCCAUCAUUAACUAAGUUUUAAAUUGAUGAAAAUGAAGUUAAUUAUCACUUUGAUUGCAACAAUUAUCUAUUCAACAAGUGAAUCGUUUCAACAAAUUAGUUUGAAUGUCCAAAAUGAUCCGAAAUUGUUAUAUGUUCAAGGAACGGCGGUCAAACCUAAAGUUAAAUUGUUCCGAGGUGUUAAAGUUUAUCAAUAUUUGUCGAUUCCAUACGCUGAGCCUCCGAUUGGUACUAAUCGGUUUCAAAGGUCAUUUCCAAGGUCAACUGAUGUGAAUCAUCUAAUAGCCAACAAAUGGGGUCCAUUUUGUGCUCAGGGCCAAUUAACUGGUUCGAAAGGUAAUUUGAUCUACUCGGAGGAUUGUUUGGUUCUGAACAUUUUCACGACCCAUUCGAGAGGCGAUUUCCAAGGUUUGACCUUGGACAGAGUUCGACCUGUUAUUGUCUUCAUACACGGAGGAGGAUUUAAUUAUGGUUCAGCUAAUCAACCAGACAAUUACGAUGGUACCGCAUUAGCGGUUAUCCAUGAUGUGGUUAUUGUAACGAUCAAUUAUCGACUUGGUGUUUUUGGAUUUCUUCAUUUACCUGAACAUGAUAUUCACGGGAAUAUGGGUCUAUGGGAUCAGCGAACGGCUUUGAUAUGGAUUCGAGAUAAUAUUUUAAGAUUUGGUGGUGACCCUAGAAAAGUGACCAUUUACGGUCACGAUGCUGGAGCUGCUUCGGUUGCGGCUCAUAUCAUUUCACCUUAUUCGAGAAAUUUGUUCGUAAACGCGAUUAUCCAAAGUGGUUCAAUCUACGAUUUAGAUUCUUGGAAAGUUUCUAAUGUGUCGAAAAUUUUUCUCAACAAAAUUGGUUGUUCGAAGGUAACAAAUGUUAUCAAUUGUCUAUCGAAGUACCAACAUGGUCAAUACCCGGAAGCGGAUAAACUUUUAUUUGCACCCGUUUAUGGUGAUGACUUUUUACCAAUCAAACCUGAGAUCGCUUUGACCAGUGGUCAAUUCAAUGAAAAUGUUAAUGUACUAGUUGGGGUUUCAAGUGAUCCAGGAAAUAUUUUAUCGAUAUCCGGAUCGGAAGUCAAUCCCAUUUGGCCAACCAAUUCAACGUUUGUUAAAGGUCAAUCAUUUGUUGGCGGUCACAAAUAUUUUAACGGUUUACUUCAUGAUCUGAGACCCGAUAAUUAUUACGGAAUCAAUCAUCGUUUAAUUAGUAUUGUUAACGUUUAUUGUCCGACAUACUUGUUGGCCUUUCAUUUAGCUUCGACGGGUCGAGCAAAAGUUUAUACUUUUUACCAAAGUCAAAAACUUUGGAAAUCAAUGAUCGACGAUAAGAUCCAAUGGUCGCCGUUUGGUCAAAAUGAUGAUUUCAGUCCCGUUUUCGGUCAACCUUUAAUUCAACCAAACGACUAUUCAAAAGAAGAUUUAAUUCUCUCUUCGAUUAUGAUGAACAUUUGGACGUCGUUUGCGAAAGAAGGACUACCUGAGAAUCUUGGAACUCGCGACUGGUCAGAUUGGAGUUUAUCUCGUUCAAGAUUCGCAACGAACGAAUUGAACUCGAUGAGAAUGAAAAAGUUCAAUUUCCAGAACUUAUUUGAAUUCUGUUCAGACAAUUAUCCAUCUCUACCAGAGAGCCAUCAACUUUUUGGCUUGGACUUUGGACCAUUAAUCAACUCUCAUGAUGAACUUUAAUCAACCCAUAAUUACUCUUAACUCUAACUGAAUCUCAUUAAAUUUUUGCAGCUAAUCAAUCAUCAUUUUCUAAUCAUUUAAUUUGAUCGCUUAAAUAUUAUUUGUCUAGUCUAUCGAUUCAUCUAAAAUUUAUUAGAGAAAACUUUCCACACCAGUCUACAAUUGUAAUUAAAAACUCUCUCCCGAUAAAGUGUUAAUAAGAUACGAAAAGUUAAUUAUCAAUAAAAUCUUUCUCUUAAUACAGAUAUUAAAAGUUAUCGAACU